Messenger RNA from Lactuca saligna, 1032 nucleotides. NCBI's taxonomy places the organism in Eukaryota, Viridiplantae, Streptophyta, Magnoliopsida, Asterales, Asteraceae. The record is from the annotation of a GenBank genome assembly.
AUGAAGUCUGGGAAGAAAUCCGGUUGGAGUUCUGGAUCUAGGGCAAACAUGUACCUCCCACUGGUGUCUUCGAAGACACCACACCUGUUUUUCUCAAUCUUGACGUUGAGGAGAGUCACAGACACCACACCUGAUUUUCUCUCUCUCUCUCUCUCUCUCUCUCUAUCUAUCUACCCCUACUACUCGACAACCACCCACCAUCCUUCGUCUUCUUUCUGGUUCACCAGCGCCACCAAUAAAGCCCCCAUUAUACCACCAACACAACAUACCACAAGAUUAAAGAAUGAAACAUUGGGUUUUUGUUUUGAAUCCCAGUUGAGAGAACCAAGAUUAUUGUUUCUAGAUGUCCUGAAUUGUGGUUUGCUUCAGGAUCAGCCUGAAAAUCUUUUGUUAGAUUCCCAAGGAAAUUUAAAGAUUUCAGAUUUUGGACAUAGUGCAUUGCCAGCAGAAGUAAGAUUUGAAUAUGUUGUUAUAGUAUCGUCCAUCAGGAUCAUCAUCAUUAAUUUAUGUGUCUGCAGGGUGUCAGUAUCCUUCGAACAACCUGUGGAACUCCCAACUAUGUUGCACCAGAGUAACUGGAAGGCAAUUCUUUGGGGACAUCAAUGCAGUUUGACACCUUUGGAUUUACUGCAGCAGAAGUGGCUAGGAAGCAGGUGUCUGAUUGAUGCUGAAAAUGGGAUGGCGUCGUGGUCACUCAAUAAAGAGUUCAAAAACUGGUUCACUUUUUGGAUGGUUCGUUGGGUGUCUCUACUUAUGAUGCUGAGAAGAACUGCAUGUGCCUCUUCGUAUCAUCAAAAUCAACCCCUUAUCAACCUGCAUGUGCCUCUUCGUGUCACCAUUGAAGCCAUGGCAAAGGCUUUUGGUGUCACAGUUGAUUUCAUUGAUCUGGGGAAACAGGGAGCUGUUACGAUUCAUUGCACCAGGGAAGCUUCAUUGCAAGAUCAACAAAGUAGCAGGUGUUUUGGAAACCAACCGCCCAGAUGCAAAGAAUGCUCUUUAUCAAAUCUUAGUAUAGUUAUUCUCCAAGAGUAG